UAUACCCUCUCCCUCACGAUUCGAUUACAAGAUGGACCUGCAGACGCUCUCAAAUCUCUUUGCCUCCACCUUCAGCCCCGACCCAAAUGUCCAGAAGAUGGCGGAGCUCCAGAUCCGCAAGCUGGGCGGACAGGAGGGGAUGAUCUCGAGUACCCUUCAGAUCGUGGGGAAUGAUAACGUAGAUCUCGCGACGCGCCAGGCCGCGGCAGUCUACCUCAAAAAUCGCGUGUACUCGUCCUACUUUGUCGACACCAACGCGCGUCCGGACCAGGUCCCGAUCCCGCCCUCAGAUCGCAACAAUCUCAAGGCUUCCGUUCUCCCGCUCAUCGCCACAUCUCCAUCUCGCGCAAUCACUGUGCAGCUCGCUGGUGCGCUGAAGAACGUCGUGGCCCGCGACUUCCCGGAGCAGUGGCCGAACCUUGCGGAGGAGGUCAAGAAGCUGCUUGCUAGCGGCAACAUUCGGGAUGUGCACGCGGGGUGUGUGGCUGCACUCGAGAUGGUCCGGGCAUUCCGGUUCCGCCAGAACAACGACAUCCUGCCCAAGCUCGUCGAGGAGUUCUUCCCCACCCUCGUCACCAUCGCCUCCCAAGCCCUCCAAAAUCCUCCGGCGGGCACGAACCAGGAAGUGCCUACGCUCCUCCACCUCAUCCUCAAGACGUACUCGACCUCCAUCAUUCUCUUCCUCAGCAAGCACCAGCAGAGCUCCGAAUCCCUCGUCCCCUGGGGCCGCCUCCUUUUCCAGGUCGUGCAGCUCCAGAUCCCCAAGGACGCCGUGCCCGAGGACGAGGACGAGCGGGAGCGCUCCGAGUGGUGGAAGGCGAAGAAGUGGGCGUACAAGAUCCUGGGCAGGCUCUUCCACCGCUUCGGGAACCCGUCUCAGCUGCCGAGCAGCCUGCAGAAGGACUAUGGCGACUUCGCGCAGCAUUUCGUGACGGCAUUCGCGCCUGAGAUCUUCAAGAUCUAUCUGGAGCAGAUUCAGUUGUACGUGUCCGGCACGGCGUGGCUAUCGAAGAAGUGCCAAUACAGGAUCUUCACGUUCUUCACGGAGUGUGUCAAGCCAAAGUCCACCUGGGGCCUUCUCAAGCCUCACUUCCAGGACCUCAUCUCGAACUACGUUUAUCCUCAACUUUCAUUCACUGCUGCCAAGCAGGAGCAGUGGCAGAAUGAUCCUAUCGAGUUCGUUCGCACCAGUGUCGACGAGUACGAGGUAUUCGACAGCCCCGUUUCUUCCGCUACCACUUUCCUCUUCUCCCUUGCGAGCAACAGGACCAAGAUGACCUUCGUGCCCACCCUCGGUUUCAUCUCACAGGUCCUCCACGCUAAGCCCGCCGCCCCCCAGCGCUACGGCGCCCUCAACAUGGCCUCCGCGCUCGGGCCGUUCAUGAUGCGCCACCCCGAGGUCAAGGGCAGCGUGGAGCAGUUCCUCCUGCAGAACGUGUUCUCCGAGUUCGCUGCGCCUGAGCCGUACAUGCGCGCGAUCGCGUGCGAGUUCCUCGGCACGGUGGUCAAGUCCGGGUUCAAGUUCGCGAGCAAGGAGGCUCUGCAGCAGGCGUUGACGGCCGUUGCGGGUCUCAUCGACGAUGGGGAGCUGCCCGUGCGGGUGCAUGCGACGUUGACGUUGACGGAGAUGGUCAUCCAUUCGCAGUUUGUUAAGGAGGCGGUUGCUCCUCAGGUUGGGAAGGUCAUUCAGACACUUCUCAAGCUUUCCGAGGAGACCGACCUGGAUAUCCUUAACGGCGCUAUGGAGAGCUUGGUUGAGACCUACCAGACCGAGCUUCUCCCUGUCGCUGCCGAGCUGACGGCCCGCCUCUGCGAGACGUACGCCCGCCUUGCUCGGGAGAGUAAGAGCGCGGAUGAGACCGACAGCAGUGCCAUCGACCUUGAUUCAAUCAUGGACAACGAUCCCAACGAGGACAAGACCUUUGCCGCGAUGGGCGUCGCAAAGACGAUCGCGACUGUCGUCAACGCCGUCGACUCAAACCCGGAGAUCCUCGCGCAGGUGCAGGAGAUCAUCAUCCCGAUCGUGGUGCUCACGCUCGACGCGAAGCUGCUCGACCUGUUCGACAAUAUGUACGACCUCGUCGACGUGUUGACGUUCAAGACGAGGAGCAUCUCGCCUAACAUGUGGCCCGUGUUCGAGCUUACGUACAAGCUGUUCAAGAGCGACGCUGUGGACUUCUUGGACGAGAUGCUGCCCUCGCUUGACAACUUCGUCUCAUUUGGCGGCGACGUCUUCAAGACGCGCCCCGACUACUGCCAGAUGGUCCUCGACAUCUACCAGACGUCGAUCUCGAGCGAGCACCUCGGGGAGAACGACGCCGUCAACGGAUGCAAGCUCGCCGAGUCCAUGCUCCUCAAUCUCCGCGGCACGAUCGACGACGCGCUCCAGCCUAUCAUCGCAACCGCGCUCCCCGUCAUCGCCAAAGCGGAGACGAACAUGCUGCGGCUCGCGGCGCUCAACGUAGUCAUCAACGCCGUGCUCUACAACCCUGCCGCGGCGCUGCACAUCCUCGACCAGGCCGGGCCCGGGGUCGCGCGUGGCUUCUUCGACCAGUGGUUCGCGGCGAUCAAUGUCGAGGGGCGCUUGCCGCGCGUGCACGACAAGAGGCUGAGCAUCGUCGCGCUAUGUGCGCUCAUGGAGGUGGACCCUGCGAGCAUCCCGCAGAGUGUGCAGGAAGGUUUCCCGGGUAUUGUGUCGGGCGCGCUCAAGCUGUUCCAGGAGUACCCCAAGGUUGUUCAGGCCCGCAAGGACCUCGAAGAGCAGUAUUCGGACGAUAACGAAGAUGAUGACGAUGAGGACGACUCUAAGUUCCUCAAUAUGAAUGACGAGGACGACGACGUCUGGGAUGAAGACUCCGCCUAUGUCGAGCUGCUCGCAAACGAGAGUCAACGCCUCCAGGAGAAGAACGCGAGGCAAGCCAAUGGCGAGGAGAUCUCGGAUGACGAAGAGGAGGAAGAUAUCGAGGAGGAGCUCGGCUACAUCAGCCCUCUGGACAACGUCGACCCUUACAUCACCUUCAAGCAGGCACUGACGUCGUUCCAGAUGAAGAACGGCAGUGGGUACCAAAUCGCGACCACGUCGCUCUCUCCCGAGCAACAGACGUUCCUCAUGGAGGUCAUGCGCCUCGCGGACGAGCACGCCGCCGCCGCCGCCGCCGCUGCGCCCGCCUCUUCUUAGAUGAUGAUGAUUACUUACGUUUACAUAUGCUCUCUCGGCCGGUUUGCUCUCAUCGAUGACUUUGAUCUCGUCGCUCUUGCUCUCGAUCAUCUCGUACAUAUUACCGCAUUUUGGACUAGUUUUAAUCUCAAGCAUAUCAGGUUCGCCUAGGAUCUGGAGACCAGAAGGAAGUACAAGAUGCACAGUUGUUUCCAAUUCGUCCUACAUAUAUAGCACGCUGUUGCUACUGAUGAGCGAAGAAAAGUAUCGAUGGCACUGCAAUGUUACAUGAAAUGAUGAUCGUUACGAGUCAUCUUCCUGCGUGAAAUGGGCGAAGGCGUACACGGCAGUUUCAAUCCAGAGGCUCGCGAGGAUGCUUCCUCAUCUGCUGAAGGUAUUCCUGUGUGUCCUCGAGCUCCCACUCCAGCGGACGGGUGAGAGGCUCGAAAGUCUCGCCGUGCGCCUCUAUCUCGGCAAGGCGCUUCGCAGUCUCCGGCUUGCUCUUGUUGACGCUAUAAAUCUUGACACGGUGGCAAGACGACGUGACAUGCAGAUCCCAGUUCCAAGCGGAGCGCACGAAAGUCGGCUCAGUGUUGUUGUUGCUAUCCCAGGUACGGACGCAGAACUCGAGCCAGCCUUGGGCGUUCACGGGGACUCUGAUCGACCAGAGCCUCCAAGCGUGGUAGUGCUUCUCCGUCAUGUCCUCUUCGGCACACGCAUACCACACAUGACCGCCGUCAGGAGAGACCUCGACUCGUUGGACCCAGUUGCCAUCGCCACUAUAGGACCAGCCCUUGACCUCGAUCUCGCCCUCAUGUAUUACGACCUGUUUGUCAAGGGGGAAGAUGAUGGCGCUCGAGACGGGCAUGCCUUGUAUCGAGAAACCGUUGGACAUCUUCACAUUCUGCUUCCCGAGCUGCUGAUUGUAGUAGAGGUACUCCGCAGCCUGGACAGGACCCAAACUCGGUUCCGCGAGUGCAUUGAUCUUGUACAACCACUUAGCGCUCCGCGCGCCGAUGUACCCGGUGACAACGGCACGCAAUGGAAAACCAUGAAUCUUAGGCAACGGCUUGCCAUUCAUCUCCCAGGCGAGCAGGACUUCUUCGUUCUGCCUGACCUUGCGCCAUGGGACGGAGACGGCGUAGUUAUAAACAUUACCCUUCUUGAAGUAGGUGUCCGCGCCGAUGAACUCGAGAUGCUUGGCCUCGGGAAGGAUACCACCGCAGGCGAUUUUCAGGACCUUCUUGAGUGGGACGCCGCGGUACACCGCAGUGCCAAUUGCACCCUCUCCCCAAGGAGCGUUGAUUAACUCAUCACCGUCCCCAGGAUAUAGUUGGAUCUGCUCGAUACGACGCGUUCCGCUACAUUGAAUGGUGACUGUUACCUCUGCCUGAGGAAAUUUUGAAGGAUCUUUCAAUUCCUUCAAAGAUAUCUUGACCGGCUUGUUGACGAGCCCUCCGAUCUCCAGCUCGUAUGCGCCUUCAUCGAUGUCUGGUACGCCACCAUGGUUGCGCACAAAAUGCCACUUGUUAUCGGUGAUCUUGGCCUUGAUGAGCUCGGAACGCGGCGUCUCGCCGUUGUAAGGGAAGUCCAGAAGGUGGAUCAUACCAGGCUUCUCUUUCAAGACCGUCGCCCAGCUGAAGUCGACGAUGCUCUUCAGCCCUAGCGCCUCAUGGUAUUCCUUCCAGCGGUGUCCAACGAGUACAGGAUUGGUC
This is a messenger RNA of Dichomitus squalens LYAD-421 SS1, 4872 nucleotides long. RefSeq names its product ARM repeat-containing protein. Gene Ontology annotation, cellular component: nuclear envelope; cytosol. NCBI's taxonomy places the organism in Eukaryota, Fungi, Basidiomycota, Agaricomycetes, Polyporales, Polyporaceae. The transcript has 25 exons. The coding region runs from base 32 to 3178 and encodes 1048 amino acids. The record is from RefSeq and is a predicted model, not a curated record. Gene Ontology annotation, biological process: protein import into nucleus. Gene Ontology annotation, molecular function: small GTPase binding.